This is a messenger RNA of Aedes albopictus (Asian tiger mosquito), 2099 nucleotides long. RefSeq names its product protein spaetzle 3-like. The record is from RefSeq and is a predicted model, not a curated record. NCBI's taxonomy places the organism in Eukaryota, Metazoa, Arthropoda, Insecta, Diptera, Culicidae. The coding region runs from base 807 to 1619 and encodes 270 amino acids. The transcript is spliced from 2 exons.
CCUAGGACUUGACGAUCGAAAAAUUAUGUGUUCGUGGUUUUAGCCACGCUACUUAAAAUAUCCCACCUAACAACACCUCUGAAUCAUGUUUAGUACCACGGAGACGACUACUUCAUCGCAACCCGAUGCUUUUCGAAACCACACUUAACUAGCAAACUGUCACCAUCAGUGAUGUUUCUUUCUGAGACGACUGACUGCCUGUUGGUAUGUAUUGUCUGCAGCCACCCCGUCAACAGCAACGACGACGACGACAACUACGAUAGUGGCGCGAUGACAGCGACGAUGAUCUUUGAAUAAGUUUGAAAAACUUCGAUUCGACCUAUGCCGGCGCGUACAGGUUCCACACGGGGUAGGGGCCUAGGUAUUAACAUAUUUCGAGCCACCGCAGCAGCAGCACGUUCCACCACAUGUGGGUAAACACACAUCUUCGCGGCGAAGAGGACCGACGACCGGUUGCAUAACGGAGGCCAUGUGCGUGAGUGUGGGGAAGUUUGUUUGAUUCGAUGCGGAGCAGCGAUAUUUGGUGACAUUGAUUUGAGGCUUCAUUUGGCGUGAAAUUAAAACGGAAGAAUCGAACGAAGAAUUCUGAGUGGUGAUAAGAGUGAAGUUUUAUUUCCAGCAGAGUUGCAGAAGAAGCAAUGAAUGUGUUCAAAAUCGAGUUAAAGUGAAUAAUGCGAGCUUCGAAUGAGGAAUGAGAAUUGAUUAUAAUCAUACGAAGGUGCGGUAAGAAUGGGGAUUAUAGUGCACAAGUGAUAACGGAAGAAACCUAAGAAGAUUGUCGCGCGAAAAGUGAAAAUUAAGAAGAAAUGGCGCUAGUGAACUACACAUUGCCAUUUGGCAGUAUUCAAAGCCCCGGUUGGGCAACGGUUAGUCCAAUCCACAGUCAGCAUGCAUCGGCGGUAAAUAAUUUGCUGUAUGGGCCGGCCGGUCAUCAAGAGGCGGAUCCAAACGACCAAGACUUCUACAAGAACAGUCCUUAUUCAGCUCCCCAGCAACAGCGGAAUGCUCCUCAGCAAAGUGGCCAAUAUCGGCAGGCCCCCAGAAACAAUUACCUUCCCCCGUCCCAACCCUAUCCUCAGCAGCCACAGCAGCAAAAACAGCCGGUCUACCAGCAGCAGCCCCAAGUUCAACCUCAACAACCCUCCAGAACAUACGGCGAGGGUUCCUAUUCGCAAGUUCCUUCUCGAACUGCCACUCAACAGCAGAAUCCUAGCUACUACAACCCAAGUGGUUACAACCAGCAGCACCCCAAGCCACAGCAGCCAACGGGCUACAACGUUCCCAACCAACCUCCUAACGUGUACCGAGCCCCAGCCGGAUCUCCCCAAGUGCCACUGCCGCCACAGAAUUCCCCACAGCCAACACCGCCGCCAAAUAGGGUGCCACCGCCGCCGGUGAGUAGUGGCCGGGGCAUCAGUAGCACCUCGGUGGGCAGUUCCAUUCCGGAGCGGCCACCCGGAUUCGUCAAAGUGAACGCUGGCCAGGGCUCCCGCACCCAAGUGCAUGCCGUGCUGGACUACGACGACGAUGACGACGAGGGGGAUUACUACGACGACGGGGACGGCGGAGGAUUGCAAACUCCCGGUAAGUGCGCCAAUAAUAAUCGGGGCCACACUUGAUGGUUUGUGAGGUGUGUAGGUAUGAUGUGCGUGUGAGUGUGUGUCUAGCUACUUGAGGAAUAUUUGGCAUUUCGAGAGCACUUUAGUCUUUGUUUGUUGUUUCAAUAAUCAAUAAUGGUUGCUUGAGGUCUUUGGAAAGGAGAAGUGAAGUGCAGUUGUUGGUUGAUUGAUGGAAGCAAUUAUUGGCAAGUUGGGGGAAUUCCGUGGGAUUUUAGUGCGAUUGAUCACCUGUCGUAUGUGACUAAUAACCAACACUAGGGUCCUAAUUAUGAGAUUGGUGAUUCAUGAGGGGCAUUCAUUAGACGUUUUGGAUUUCGAUACACGUUUUGUAGAUAAUUUUAGAUGCACUGCGAAGAAGCAUAAGUGCUAAGGUAUAUUUGUCUCAUGAUUGCUUCACGUUUUAAUGCAUUAAGACAUUGCGGCACCAAGGGUAUAAAUAAUUGUACAUUUGUGUUAUGAGCGCAAUUAUUUUUUGAACCA